CGUACACCGAACAGAUCCAACCGGGCGGAGACAACAGUAGAUAUAAAAAUGGGGUUUCUUCGGGUACGCCUUUGGAUAUAUCAAACACUUGUAGCGGCUAACUUUAGCUAACUCUAGCAUCCUUCAGCAGAGUGACCUGUCACCGACUCGGGAGCAAAGUUUCCCCCCCAGUCUUCCUCCCAUCAUGGCUCUGGCUGGAGUGCGAGUGAUCGAGCUGGCCGGCCUCGCUCCGGCUCCGUUUUGUGGGAUGAUUCUGGCUGAUUUCGGGGCGAAGGUGAUCCGUGUCGACCGCACCAAGACGGGCAUGUCUCUGGACACCCAGGCCCGAGGGAAACGGUCCGUCGCCAUCAAUCUGAAAACAUCUGAGGGCGUCACUCUGCUGAAGAAACUCUGCCUUCAGUCUGACGUCGUGCUCGAGCCCUACAGGAAAGGUGUGAUGGAGAAACUGGGCCUCGGUCCACAGGAACUUCUGAAGGAAAAUCCUCGUCUGAUUUACGCUCGACUGACGGGAUACGGACAGAGCGGAUCGUACGCUUCUGCUGCCGGACACGACAUCAACUACCUCGCCAUGUCAGGUCUUUUGUCCCGGCUGGGUCGCAGCGGAGAGAAACCCUACGCUCCUCUGAAUCUGAUUGCAGACUUCGCCGGCGGGGGUCUCAGCUGCGCUCUGGGCAUCGUGCUCGCUCUGCUGGAGAGAGAGAGGUCUGGGAGAGGACAGAUCAUCGACGCCAGCAUGGUUGAAGGAGCAGCGUACGUGGGAUCGUUUGCCUGGAAGUCUCAGAGCAUCGGGAUGUGGGAUCGCCCUCGAGGAGAGAACAUGCUGGACAGCGGGGCGCCUUUCUACGACACCUACCAGACCUCAGAUGGAAAAUACGUGGCCGUGGGCGCCAUCGAACCGCAGUUUUACACUCAACUGCUGAAGGGCUUGGACCUGGACCCUGGAUCUCUUCCUCCUCAGAUGAGCUUCACCGAUUGGCCGGAGCUGAGGCGAAUCUUCACCGAACGUUUUGCUUCUAAAUCUCAGGAGGACUGGUCGCAGGUUUUUGACGGGACGGAUGCGUGCGUCACACCUGUGCUUUCCUUCGAGCAGGUGAGCUCCCACCCUCACAACCAGGAGAGAAACUCCUUCCUCACGGACUCUAACGGGGAAGAGAGUCCUCGUCCGGCUCCGGUUCUCUCCAGAACUCCUGCAGAACCGAGCCUCUCCUCUGACCCCUUUAUCGGAGAACACACGGUGGAAGUGCUUAACGAAUUCGGGUUUAAAUCUGAAGAAAUAGAGCAGAUGAUGACACACGGGGUCGUGGAGGGGGAUGCAAUCAAAGCAAAGUUGUAGACACCUUUUUGGGUUUUUUUUAAAAGCACAAUUUGUUGAUCUGCAAUAAAGCAAAUUUAAAUCAGAGGUGUACGAAUUGUUGAAGCUGCUUUUGGAGAAAAUAACUAAUUGCGAUUAUUUUUACUGAUAUCGCCAUUGCCAUAUGAUUUACUUUAUUAAAGGUAAUUAAUAAGUGUACCAGACAAGGAUGUUGUAUUAAGUCUGGAGAAUGCUGUUUGUAAGCCUCGGCAGAUGUGUAAAAAAAAAAGUAUAGAAAAUAUAUUUUUAAUUAUUAUAAAAUGGAUAAUAAAUAUACAAAAAAACAUUUCAAAUAUUUUCAAAAUAAAGUCAUUAUAAAACAGGUUAUAAUGAAAAUACACAAUACGUUUCUUUAUUAUUGUUCAAAACCCUCGGGGGACAAACUUAACUUUUGGGUAUAUUUGUUUUUUUCAAUCAUCAAUUACAUUUUUCGGAAUAAUAAUAAUAAAUUGUAUUUAUAGCGCUUUUCUUGAACCUCAACGUUGAAGAAAAGCACUAUAAAUACAAUUUAUGUGAAUCAAAUGUCUACAUUUCAAAUAUAUCCAACCUUGCCGAACGCCUUUGACAGCAACGUGUGAUUUAUUACAAUUAGUGUCAUGCUAUGAAUGUAAAUGUAACUCCUAAACUGUGAAACAAUGUUGUAAAAUAAUCACAAUAAAAUGCAAGUUUUUCCUCAUGGGUGAAA
Trematomus bernacchii (emerald rockcod) is the source of this 2036-nucleotide messenger RNA. RefSeq names its product alpha-methylacyl-CoA racemase (gene amacr). Bases 185 to 1333 code for a protein of 382 amino acids. The record is from RefSeq and is a predicted model, not a curated record. The transcript has 7 exons. NCBI's taxonomy places the organism in Eukaryota, Metazoa, Chordata, Actinopteri, Perciformes, Nototheniidae. Gene Ontology annotation, cellular component: mitochondrion. Gene Ontology annotation, molecular function: alpha-methylacyl-CoA racemase activity. Gene Ontology annotation, biological process: bile acid metabolic process.